GGAGAGCGAGCUAACCACCGUGUCCCAAAUAUCUCGAAUAGAUUGCCGUUCAACAAAUGUUCUGCAAAGUUUAAUCACUUCACUAUGCCGUUUUUCUGUCAUUAGCUGUCGCUUUGUACUCGUUGAAAGUAGCUCCCUCUGUGGGUGGCGACGACGACGUAGAAGAAGAAGAUGCAGGCGGACGAGAACGUCUACAUACGGUACGCGCGACUGGCCAUCUACGCAGGCAAGACAGCGUUAGGAUACUCUGCGCCUUUCAUCUGGGCACCUCUUGUGACGAAUCACGUCUUUAACGAGGCCUCUCGUACUCUGUUCGUCCUCAUCAUCAUAUAUGUGCAACUGUUGCUGGGCACCGUUCACCCAGGUGCAGCAAGCGUCAUGGUUUUCUUUUACCUGCCUUUCCUUGAGCUCAACAGGACGGGCGACCUUGACUUGCAUUACUUUUCGGAGUUUGUCUUCUCAAGUUUCGGCCAGCUGGCUUACACCGGAGCGUUUGAGCACAGCGGCCUCGCACGGCGCAUAGCUCUGUGCUUGAUGCAGGCGUUCGCCAGUUCCACCAACAUGGCCAUUUUCGGACUCAUGUUCUGCGCCAUGUUUGUUUCCAUGUGGAUCGACAACGCUACGGCGGCGCUUGCGGUUGUUCCCAUCGUGAAUGACACCUUCACUGCAAUCCAGAGGAACACCUGCAGAAGAAUGAACGAUGCUUCCUUGAGGGAACUUGUCACCAGUUCCGGGAGCGGUCAAGAUGACGUAGUCAUAUCAGAAGAGCUUGAGGACGAACUAUUUAAACUGGAAAGAAUGCGACAGACGGCGCUCAUUGGUGUAGGCUUUGCUGCAACGAUCGGCAACUUCGGCUACAUCUCGGGCCAUGCGCUCAAUUACUACGUCAUCGGCAUGAUUGAACAAGACUACAAGUAUGUCGGCGUGAGCGCAAAAACCUGGUUUCUCUUCCACUUCCCUCUGUGUCUGGUUCAAGUCAUUUUCAUCUGGUCGCUGCUUACUUAUCUGAAGCUAGGAAAACAGGUGGAAUCCAAACAGCAGGCCUUUAUCGACGGCGACGUUCGACACAGUGUCAAGGAACAAAUCAGAGGGCUUGGUCCUGUCACAUUUCACGAAAAAGGUGUCCUGUUGUGCUUUUGUGGCUUCAUUGCUGCUGCUAAUUUACCAACCCUGGGAAGCAUUGGGAUACAAAUGACAAUGAGCACCUACUGGGUGGCAGCAACAGUGAUGCUCUUUAUUGUCCCAGCUGAGUCAGUAUCCCAGUGUUCCAAGCGACUGAUGACGUGGCCAUUCCUCAAUGGUUUCAUGCCUUGGCACACACUCUUCCUUAUUGGCACUUGUCUCACUCUCGACAUCAUGUUCAGGGUGUCAGGUCUGAACGCGCUGGCCAAAGCCGAAGUCCAAGAGUACGUGCAUAUUCAUGUUGCGCUGGUUCAAAUCCUAAUCACCAUAUUCACUUCUCUUGUCACCGAACUUUGUCACCAGAGCACAGUCAUUGCAAUAGUUACUCCGUACGCUGCGCACUUGGCCGUAGCUCUUCAAGUGCACCCCAUAUACUUUGUACUAGCAGUGUACCACGCCGGGACCAUGUCCUUCAUGUACCCUGGCUCGUCGGUCUGCAACGAAAUAGUUUAUGCUCAAGCUAAGAUUAAAACUGCUGACAUGAACUGAAGCUAAGAAACAUAACAGCUCGUACGAGCCAAACUGGGCCAUUAGCUGGUGGGGAAAGACAUGAUUACCAGGAAAGGGUUUAUGACACAACGUAACACUGAAAUGACACCUAGGAGAUGUGGCAGACUGGAACAAAAAAUCCCCAGCUUCCAAGUAAGGUUAGUCCCAAUCCAAUGCUGGGAGGCUAUACAUCCCACAUAUAUACCACAUGCAUCACAGCUAUGCUGGUUAUGGUUUUUGGAUACUGUGCUAGAUCACUCGCACUGCUCGAAUAAGCUAAUGAAUGGUGGCUAUUAUUUAUGCAUCACAGUAAAGUUUUGCUGAUGUUACUGCAAGGAACAUGCUCUUUGUGAAUGUGCACAAUUCAAGUCUUCUACACAUAGGAGACACACUAGAAAACAAUUUUCAGUAUAGGUUGUAAACUGAAGCUAUGAGAGACCCUCCCAUUGGAGGUACAUCCCAAAAGCACCCCUGUAGUCCCCUAACUUAUUUUAUUUCUCAUCCUGUUGCUCUAAUAUUUCCUCUGUCUUGUAGCAGAAAAGCUUUGAAAUGCCAUCUGUGCCAGAGACACAAAGCCUUUGUAUGAUCCUCGUUCUUGCAUGAAAACAAAAAUUCUCAAACUGUGAAGGCAGAUGCAAUCUUGAAUUUUGGUGACUCAAUGUAAAUGUUUUACGAUAUUGGCACCCUGUUGUAGUGUUUUCAGCAGGUUAUUGAUAUCACUGCCGCUUAUGUUGUACAGCAGAAUUUGUUAAUGUUUGUAAUUGUUUACUUUUGGUGGAAAAAGCAUCCGAAAGAAAGGAAUUAAUCUGCGAUAUUGUAACCCGAAGAGUUAGGAUAUAUGUCAUGGGCCAAAGACACAUCAGGAGGCCCAUUUUCCAAUAAAAGCAAAUGUGUGCCAGCAAAGACACUAAUACCCCUGCCAUGACAUUAAGUGCUUAAUAGCUUCAGUCUUGAUGUCAUUCGUGUCAUUGAUGUUUAAUAACAGUUUGUAGACUAAAUACAGUCACUAAAUAAGCUACGCCUCCGAGCAUGCGCCAUCUUGUUUCCGCACCACACUACCCACCAGUUGACGGCCUUGAGCUCACCUUGACAUCUUGGGCACACUGUGGUGGACAGUACAUGGAACACAUGUUUCUCUACCCCACAGCGAUCCUCAAAUGGGAAACAAGAUGGCAAACCUGCUCUCCCUUGGACCUCAGUGUCUGAAGAGAAGCUUAUUUAGUGACUCUACCCUAUCGUUGUCUGCACAAUUUUAUUCUACCAUAAAACCACUUUGUUCCGUGUAAGGCAAGGUUAUUUCAUUAUUUGGGGCUACACGACUAUGCUUCGAUGAAGGACAAGCCGAAAUUUUUACCCACAAAGUAAAAAAUGACCAAGGGGCCAGUAUGGUGUUUUAUGUGAUUACAAACUGACUUGGUGGCACUAUGUCAUCUGCUCUGCCAGUGUGCCACAGUUUUGUAACAACGCAGUCUGACAAAAAAUAUUGUAUACAAAUAAGUGCAUUAAUGUCACCGGAUAAAAUGUGAAACAUUGUGUAGUCAUUGCAAUGACAGUUGUGUCUGUUGCUUGACUGGAGAUGAUGGGCUCUGGAAUCUGGGUAUUCCUUCUUUGUCUUU
This is a messenger RNA of Ornithodoros turicata, 3287 nucleotides long. RefSeq names its product protein FAM76A-like. The coding region runs from base 172 to 1671 and encodes 499 amino acids. Gene Ontology annotation, molecular function: citrate transmembrane transporter activity; succinate transmembrane transporter activity. Gene Ontology annotation, cellular component: membrane; nuclear speck. Gene Ontology annotation, biological process: citrate transport; transmembrane transport. The transcript has 12 exons. The record is from RefSeq and is a predicted model, not a curated record. Lineage: Eukaryota; Metazoa; Arthropoda; Arachnida; Ixodida; Argasidae.